Brachypodium distachyon (stiff brome) is the source of this 1843-nucleotide messenger RNA. RefSeq names its product cytochrome b561 domain-containing protein At2g30890. NCBI's taxonomy places the organism in Eukaryota, Viridiplantae, Streptophyta, Magnoliopsida, Poales, Poaceae. The transcript has 4 exons. Gene Ontology annotation, molecular function: transmembrane monodehydroascorbate reductase activity. The coding region runs from base 811 to 1593 and encodes 260 amino acids. The record is from RefSeq and is a predicted model, not a curated record.
AUCUUGCUCUUUGGGUGCUUGCUGCAGCUCCCACCACAAAAGCCACCCCCAUUCAUUUCAUACCACCAUCAUAUCAUACCUCAAAGAGCUGUAAAAGCACAAAGCAGAGCCAAGCUAGAAAUGUGCUCAAAAGAACCCAUCCCUUCCCAAUAUUCCACAUUCCGUUCCCCAACAGCCCCCAAAAGUCCACCAUAGCUACUAUAUGGUUGCUAAGCAGCAAAAGCAGCUUGCUGAUACCCAAAUCAUUCAUAUACAACUAAAGGAGGUAGCAUAGCAUAGGACAACCCUCCCAAGUUAUGCUCCUUAGACCAACUAAAUCUUAUAUUCCUGAACUUGCUCGCCCAGAUUCUUUCAUUCGGCCACAAGUUACCGAAGAACAUCUGUCGCCGCGCGCAUCACUGGAGGAUUAGCAUUUAGCAGGCGGCAUUGGUUUCUGCAGUUUGUUCUUGCUCAUUUGUUUACUGCAGAGAGGCUUCUUUUUUUUUUCUCUUCUUGCAAUAUAUGCUACUAGUAUUUAAGGUGAGAGGGAAAGCUUGGAAGCAAGGAAUGGCUUGCAACUGACUGGAGAAUGAGGUGGCACACCGUGGCAGUGAGGAGGAUCAGAGACUAGAAGCUUGCCCUGUUUUUCUUCAUCAUCUUCUUCUUCUUCUGCCAUUGUUAGCGUAGGCGCAUCGAUCGAAUCGAUCUUGUUUCAGUUUGGUCUUCUGCUGUCCAAGAGGUUCAGUUCAGUCCAGUUGCUUGCUGUUUUCGAUCUUGGUUGGUGGUGUUUGUUCCUGCUGAAGGGGACCUUGAGUAAAUCGACAGGCUCCAAUGCUACUGUUUGGAAGAAAAAGACUGCUCCCUGCACUGUCAGGCUGUGUGGUUCUCUUGCUUGUAAACCCAAUCCAUGGCGCUUCAGAUAACUCAGCCGAUCCAAAUCAAAGAGACAAUGCUAUGCAGCCAUUGGAGCUGACGCCCAGACUCUCGCUGCAACUGAAGCUCCACGCCUUCCUGCUCUGGUCAUCUGUCGGCUUCCUGAUGCCCAUUGGAGUCCUUCUUAUCAGGGUCUCGAGCAACGUCAGAAGCCCGAAAACCGCCAAGGCCCUGUUCUACUGCCAUGUCGCCUCACAGAUGGCCGGCGUGAUCCUGGCGACGGCCGGCGCGGCUCUGUCGGUGAAGAACUUCGAGAACGCCUUCGACAACGCGCACCAGAGGGUCGGGCUGCUCCUCUAUGGCCUCCUCUGGCUCCAGCCGCUCAUCGGCUUCCUCAGACCGGACAGCAGGGGAUUGAAGGUGAGGAGCGUGUGGUACUUCGGGCACUGGUUCCUGGGGAUAACACUGUGCGUGGUGGGAGUGGCCAACGUGUACACGGGCCUCCACGCGUAUAAGGAGAGAACCGGCCGGAGCGUGAAGCUCUGCACGGCGCUCCUGACUGUCGAGGUCUCGGGCAUGGCGCUCGUGUACCUCGUCCAGGACAGGUGGGACCACGUCGUGCGGCAGCGGCGGCGGCGGCAGGAGGAAGAAGAAGAAGCCGGCGGCGAUGAGCGGUCGUCGUCGGAGGGGGCGGCGUACCCGGCCAAUGAUCAUAAGGAGGUCGCCGUCGUGGUGCCGUAGGGACGACGAUGAUGGUGAUGAGAGAUUUGUGUGUCUUAGGGAAGGCAUGAUCUUGGAUUGGAUGGUGUGUUCUGAUUAGUGGCUGGUUGAUUGAAGCUGCCAUUGUGUGAUUGGACAGCUUGCUUUUCAAGAGUAGAUCAUAGAUGUAUAGAUGAUAUAUACAGGAAUUUAUAAGAGCGAACAUUCGCCCUUUCGUCUCAUGGAACGAACAUGGUUAAACCAAUUAAUAAAGCCCCAAACGGCCGGAUCA